ACUGUCAACCAAUUAGCGUGUCCGAAAGUGGCAUCUACUCUCACGGCCAUCUGAGUUGCAUAGUUUUGGCGGCUGCCUUAAAAAUAUGGCGGAAAUUUCGAAAGAUUGCAGUGUGCCCAUCAAGAUGUCAUGGGGUGAGCUUGAAGCCUUGUGCCGUAUAGAGGGGUUCCACUGUAAAGAGUUGGGGAUAACCAAAGCAAACGUCAAGGAUUAUGAAGUGGAGUUCCUCUGUGACUACAAAAAGACUAAGGAAGAAGAAUUUUACCUGGUGAAAUGGAGGGGCUUUCCAGAGUCUGUCAACAGCUGGGAGCCCAAGUGGCAUCUGAAAUGCCCCAAACUGAUGAAGCAGUUUCACCUCGACCUGGAUCAUGAGCUGAGACGCCAAAAAAGACGUACAAUCCCAAAAAAGCUGGAUAAAGAAAUCUCAACACUCCUCGUUCAGAAAGCCAAACUUCGUCAAAGACUGAAGACCUGGGAAGCCCAAUUAAACCAAACCUGCAACCAUCCCGGUCGCAUCUUUGUCUUGAACGAUGUCGACCUCGAAGGUCCGCCAAAGAACUUCAAUUAUAUUAACAGCUACAAAGCAGGCCCUGGUAUUGUUUUUGAUGAAAUGGCCGUGGGCUGCGAGUGCAAAAACUGUUUUGACGAGCCGGUCAACGGAUGUUGCCCUGGUGCGUCCUUGCAUCGGGUUGCUUACAAUGAACAUGGCCAGGUCCGGAUCAGGCCGGGACAGCCCAUCUACGAGUGCAACGCUCAGUGUCUCUGUAGCAUGGAUUGCCCUAAUAGAGUGGUGCAAAAAGGCAUUCAGUUCGACCUAGCUAUCUUUAAGACGGAGAACGGCCGGGGAUGGGGAGUACGUACGCUGCAGCAUAUAAGGAAGAAUACGUUUGUCAUGGAGUAUGUGGGAGAGAUUAUUACGACAGAUGAAGCAGAGAAGCGAGGUCAUAUAUAUGACCGCGAAGGCUCUACGUAUCUGUUUGACCUGGACUAUGUGGAAGACGUAUACACAGUGGAUGCUGCUCAACAAGGAAACGUCUCUCACUUUGUCAACCACAGUUGUAACCCGAACCUACAAGUAUACAAUGUGUUUAUUGACAACAUUGACGAGAGGCUCCCCAGAAUUGCAUUAUUUUCAACACGAGGCAUUCGGGCAGGAGAGGAGCUCACAUUUGACUACAAAAUGCAAGUUGAUCCAGUUGACACAGAAAGUUCCAAAAUGGACUCCAGUUUCACUCUAGCUGGCAUCUCCACUUCUCCAAAGAAGAGGCUUCGAGUGGAGUGCCGGUGUGGGUCGGACUCAUGCAGAAAGUACUUGUUCUGAUACAGUAUAUUGUUGAUGUAGCAAAAAAAAGGCUCUUUAAAAAUAUUUUCAUUGUAUAUAUUGGAAUUUUACAUGAAGUUCUUUUAACAAAGUCCUUGGUUUCCAAGCUCUUGGGAAUGAGGUUGCAUUUUAAAGGGGUUUUUAGUUUGCUGAAACAUUCCAUGCCAAAUCAUUUCUAUCCAAAGUUCACAUUAUAAGCAUCACAACUGUCUUCCUAAUUUAAAUCCAUGGUUCUCUUCCUUGUUCAAUGACUUCUGAAUGGGCCGGUUCCACUGAACUUUCCUCUUAAUCCCUUCCAUGGCCAGUUUUGAUGUUGUUUCAGUAUUUUCUCAGUCCCUGUGGAGUCCAAGUAUAGAGUUCAUAGUAGAUACUGUGACCAGGCUGGUGUAAAAUACUUUAUUUUUUAGGUAGCAUUUUUACAUUGCACAGCCCAAAUUCCAAUGAAGUUGGCAUGUUUUGUUAAACAUAAAAACAAUGCUAUGAUUUUAAAUUGACGUUCAACCUAUAUUUAACUGAAUACACUAUAAACGCUUUGUUGUUGUUUUUUUUUUUUUGCAAAUAAUCUCGAUUUAGAAUUUUUUUUUGACUGCAACACGUUUGAAAAGAGCUGUGACCGGGUAAUGUUUACCACUGUGUUACAUCACCCUUCUUUCAACAAUAUCAAAUAAAUAAAAUCUAAAAUCAUGGUUCGUCUGACCAGAGAACUGUUUUCACAUUUGCCAUACUCCAUUUUAGAUAACUCCAGGCCCCAUAAAACGCAUUUGCCUCCAAGUCCCGAAGACCACGGCAUACAAUAUGGUCCCAUGCAGGGAUUUCUCCAGAUUCUUCAAAACUUUUGAUCAUAUUAUGGACCGUAGGUAAUGAAAUCCUUGCAGUUGUACGUUGAGGAAAAUUAUCUGUAAACCCUUUUUACUAUUUUAAUAAUAAUCAUGCAUUUUAUUUCAAAGUGCAUUUCUGAACACCCAAGGUCACUGUACAAGAAGAACAAAUAAAAGCCUGCAAACGUGCAGAUGAAAAGCAAAUUCAAGUAAUAGGAAAUUGAAAAUAGAUAGCACGGAGCAGAACAGAGGUCAAGCCGGGAAUGAUAAAUUGAACAGGUGGGUUUUAAGUGUGCAUUUGAAGAGAAUGACAAAAGUUCCGUAUAUCAGAAGGUAGAGACUUCCAAAGCUGGGGGGCAGAGUGGCUAGACUCAAAUUCAGAACUGCUAUAGCUAAGAUUGUAAUCAAAUUCCCAUUGAAAUUUAUUCAGAUUUCAAAUUUUCCUCAAAUAAAUUGGGUGUUUUGCACUUAAUUUUCACAUUGCAAAAGAAACUUCAUGUCUACGUUCUUUUAGUUAUUAUUUAUUUUACUUUUCACCUGUCCUGUUCAGCUGCUUUGACACGGAGAAUAGACACCACUCACCAACGUCACACAAUGACGUGUCGCUGUAUUGUGCCGCCAUAUUGUCCGUCAUUGUGUGUCCGUAUUCUUAAUGGUCUCAAUUUAUAGUGCAAUUCAUGGAAGCCCCGGUGCUUUCAGACGCUGUAAACUCAUUGGAUGUGUUGCAUAAAAGGCGUUAUGUGGAAAAGCUUCGGUCGAUCCAUUCGCCAGAUCCAUAUUUGAUGCCUAAAUCGAUAUUUUUCGACCUGCUGUCUUCGUCGUCUCUCCCUGACAUCUGCUACCCUGAUAUCUACAACUAUCUUGUCCACAGAAACUCAGCCUAUUCUCACGAAACUUUGAAAAACUUUAAGAGCAGCACUCAAAGGGUCACGCGGGGUAAUGUUGCUUAACUUCCAAUUUUCUAAAAUGGCGACAAUCAAAAGAAAAGUUCACUGCGAUGGCCGACGCUUCAAGGAUAGGUGGAUAUUGGACUAUUUCUUCAAUAAAAUACGCAAUAACUGUGUCUGCCUCAUUUGCAAAGAGACAGUCGCUGUUUUCAAAAUGUUCGAUGUGACGCGAUAUUACCAAACAAGACACGCUGACACGUACAACAACAUUACAGGGAAGAUACGCAGCGAGAAAUGAAAGCAACUUGAAGCUAGUUUAAUUUCACAGCAGCAGUAUUUCGCAAGAGCCCGAGUGUCGAAAGAGAAUGCCACAAAGGCGAGAUUGUUGAAAUUGUGAAUUAAAAAAAAAUAAUAAUAAAACAUAUGACACACAGAAGGGCUUGCUAAAAUUUGUUUAAAUAUAUUGUUCUACGUAAAUCAGCCAAGGUAGCCCCCCACAUUUUUACCACACCAAAUCUGGCCCCCUUUGCAAAAAGUUUGGACACCCCUGUUUAACUGAUGAUCCGUAGACGAGGCCAGCUUCUUUCACUUGUUACCAGCUAAAUAUUAUUCAAAAAAUAAUGAUGGUGGAAGAAAAAAGAAUCUUGAAUUUGAAACUGUAUGUUGUCGCCGAUUAGCCUCGCAAUGAUCUUAAUUGUGGUUGUCAGCCCAAAACCCUCUAAAUAUAUAUUAAAUGCAUCUUACCAGAUAUAAAAUGACUACUACAUAAUCUGUGGUGAUCGUUUGGUGCCCAGUUUUCUCGUCGAAUUGCAGCAGUCCAUCUCGCUCUCCUCUCCAGGUCUCUCGGAAUACGGUAGAACUUCAAGUCUCUCCGUCUAUCUUCUUUGUUACUGCAACCAACCGCCACACACGCCUUCACCAUUUUGAUUAUUAAUGUUAACGAGCAGAAAAACAUGCCAUAAUAGGAGGGAUUUACGUAGCGGUAAUGCGUAAACACGACAAGCUGACGGACAAUAUAACGCGGAGGCGUGGUUGUGACGUCAUGUGAGUGGGGUCUAUAGGAAUCUGAGCGUCCUUAUAGUCUGAACAGCUUUAAAUUAUCACAUGGGAGUUUUAUAUACUCCCAUUGUGGUUGUACAUCAUGUCUACAUUCUCAUAUUGUGGUCGCAUCCUUGCAUUACAUACUAUUUUCAAGACGUAAAAUGUGACACAAAUGUUUUUAAAAAAAAAUUUUUUUUUUGUUAACUGCGCAGUGCAUGCUGCCUGUAGAUCCUACCUCAUACCAAGUGUCCGUCAACCUUCAUCUGAGCAAACCAGUUUCUCCUCCCAUCAGACAGGGGGAAGGAAUUGAAAGAAAUAGAAUAAAGCCUAUAAACUGAAGGCAACCCAGUCCAAAACCUUGUCUAAAGCGACACUUGUUCUUUAGUCAGAGUAUGAAAGUAGGGCCCUGUGUGUCUUAACCUUCACCGAACCCCCGGGUUUCAAUUAAACCCAGGUUAAGAACCACUGCUCUUAAACCAUAGGUGACAAGAUGGGCAUGUGGGACUGAAAGAUGGAGAGUAGAAGAGAGGCGGAGUGGUCAAGAAGUGUUAAUAAGAAGGAGUUCAGAUAGAUAGGAUGGGGCCAUACCGUGAAGAGCUUAGUUAAUUCGUUGUUUGACCGGUAGCCAGUGGAGUUGACGGAGGAUGGGGGUGAUCUGGUGUGUGGUUUGGGUUCUUGUGAUGAGGUGGGCAGUGUUGGGGGUGAGAGAAGGGCGAAGACUGGAAAUAUUACGGAGGUGGAAGUAAGCAGCUCUCGUGAUGUCGUUAAUGUGGGAGCGGAAGGACAGCGUGCUGUCGAGGAUGAAACGUAGACUCUUAACCCGGGUGGAGGGAGAGAUGGAUGCAUCGUUAACGGAGAUGGAGAAGUUGUUGUAGUUGUGAGCGGGGCAGGGGUGCCGACUAGUAGGACUUCUGAUUUGGAGCUAUUAAGUAGUAAAAAGUUUGAGGAGAGCCAGGAAUUGAUAUCUUCUAGGAAGAGGGUGAGAGAGGAAGGCGGAAUGGAGGAGGAUGGUUGAGAGGAAAUAUAGCGCUGGGUGUCAUCCGCAUAGCAGUGAAAGUGGAUGUUUGCGGAAAAUGGAACAGAGGGAGAGAAUGUAAAUGAUAAAGAGAAGCGGUUCCAGGACAGAGCCCUGAGGCACGCCAAAUAGAUAGGUGAACCAAGUGUGGACUGUGCGGGUGAUGCCAAUGGAGGAAAGUCGGUCAAGUAGAAUAUUGCUACAGAUGGUGUCGAAAGCCUCUGUGAGGCCAAGGAGGACGAGGAUUAAGGGCAAGCCAAAGUCAGAGGCUACAAGGAGGUCGUUGGUUAUUUCUACAAGAGCUGUUUCAGUGCUGUGAAGGGAGUGGAAACCGGAUUGAAACUGCUCAUAGAUGAUGUUAGUGGUGAGAUGAUUGUGAAGUUGAGAGGCAACGGACUUUUCCAGGAGUUUGGAGAUAAAGGGUAGAUUGGAGAUGGGGCAGAGGUUGUUAAAAUUGGUAGGAUCCAAGCCAGGUUUCUUGAGGAUGGGUGUGACUUUAGCAGUUUAUGAGGGAGGAGUGAAUAAUAUUAGUGAUGAGGGAAGCAACUAAAGAAAGGCAGGUUUUAACAAGAGAUGUGGAGCAAGGUGACAUGUUGUGGGUUUGGAUUUAAUAAUGAUGUCAAGGGUGGCUUGGAUUGAAGGGAGAGUAAAACUUGAAAAUGGGCUUGUGAGAAGAACAUGGUGGAUGAUGAAGUCUGUCCGAGAAACUGCAUCUCUGCUGUUUAUUAGAAGUCAGUGGAUGUAUGCACCUGUGAGAUGUUCCAAACAGAUGUUUGAUGAGCAUCCCUCAAAUUUCCCAAUCUCUUUUGCUAUCUGUCCCAUCUCUUUUGGAACAUGUUGCAGCCCAAAAAUUGUAAGUUACUGAGUAAUUGCUUACAAACAAUGAAGUUUGAACAUUAAAUAUGCCUUUGUACUGUGUUCAAUUAAACAUAGGUUGAGCAUGAUUUGCAAAUCAUUGUAUUGCGUUUUUUAUUUUAAUCUAACA
This is a messenger RNA of Corythoichthys intestinalis (scribbled pipefish), 6067 nucleotides long. RefSeq names its product histone-lysine N-methyltransferase SUV39H1-like. Gene Ontology annotation, molecular function: protein binding; histone H3K9 methyltransferase activity; zinc ion binding. The record is from RefSeq and is a predicted model, not a curated record. Bases 86 to 1321 code for a protein of 411 amino acids. The transcript is spliced from 6 exons. Lineage: Eukaryota; Metazoa; Chordata; Actinopteri; Syngnathiformes; Syngnathidae. Gene Ontology annotation, cellular component: nucleus.